This is a messenger RNA of Mizuhopecten yessoensis (Yesso scallop), 1094 nucleotides long. Its product is annotated as 39S ribosomal protein L51, mitochondrial-like. Gene Ontology annotation, molecular function: structural constituent of ribosome. The record is from RefSeq and is a predicted model, not a curated record. Gene Ontology annotation, cellular component: mitochondrial large ribosomal subunit. The transcript has 4 exons. Gene Ontology annotation, biological process: translation. NCBI's taxonomy places the organism in Eukaryota, Metazoa, Mollusca, Bivalvia, Pectinida, Pectinidae. The coding region runs from base 160 to 855 and encodes 231 amino acids.
GGUCAACUAAAUGUUUGAAUUACGAUCACUGAAUCAGAAAAGCUUGAAAGAACAUGAAGGACGAAGAGCACGGAGUGGUUUGUUAUUUUAUUGUAAUCAAGGACUGAAGGAGAUGAGAUAUAGCUCAAAAUUUGACAACUGAACAAUACAACACAGAAAAUGGCAUCUAGCUUUGGAAAAUUACUUAAUGUUGCCCGUCUAUCAAAACAUAGUGCCGCAUCAUUCUCUCCAUGUGCUUCAAAAGUUACCAGUACUCCAGGUUGUGUUAGGACAUGGACAUUGUUGGCCCAGCGUCCGCCAUUACUGAAACAUCAACCAUUGGUAUCCUGUUUUCAAGUGUCCUGUUGUAGCUCUUGGUCUCCAAGACAUAAGCCCAAGGGUAACAAGAAAAACAAUUCUGAACAUGUAGACGAGGUUCCUGGGACAAGGUUUCGAGAUGGACCAAACAAAUAUCAGCCAAAGUCACCAUUCAAGAUUAGUACCCCUAGGUCAUAUGGCUACCAUGAGGACAUAUUCAGGGGAGGUGUUCUUCCACGUGAUGAUAAACCAUUUAGGGCCAUGAAAAAGUAUCAAGUGAAGAAUAGAUGGGAUGAAAAGCACUCUUUAUUUGGACAGAAUGACUAUAUUGAUAUUCUUGGAGAUGGCGAUGUCCACCCUGCAGACCUUCAGAAGGGUCCAUUAUGGCUUAUUGGUCAGAAAGAUAGGUCUGAACUUCACAGGCUUCUCAGAAGACUCCGCAUGGAAGGGGGAAAGAUUAAAGCCAUGUAUCCAACAAAAUAUGAAGCCAUGAAUAAAAGGGUGCGAUAUCUUUAUAGAAGAUAUAACAAAACAAACCGUUCUCAUAAAAUAAGUUAAUAUCCCGGUAGUUUUAGAUUGCUUUACAAAUUAUAUUAGUACAGGUUUAUACAAAAUCUUUGAAGUCUGAUAUUUCUCCAGUUUACACCUAUGUAUUGGACUAUGGUGCAUACCUACCUGGUAGGUUUUUUUUCUUUUCUACAUCAUCAUCAAAGUAUUAGCCAAUACAAUGUGCAUGCUUGUAUACCAGAUAAAACAAAUUGAACAUGGAAAAUUAAAAUUAAAAUUUUGUAAAAUAA